AAAAAUUCCAUCAAAACCAGAAGAUACAAAGCUGUGUGCAUGUCCUGUGGCUGCUCACUAUUGAGCCUGAUUAAGAGCAGCACACUGCUCUCUGAGCUUCGUACUAAAUGGAAACUGCUGAGUUCUAUUAUGUUUAUUAUUUAGCUCAAGAUUAUCUGCAAUAUGUGCUUCAGGAAUCACAUCUUGGACCAGCCCAAACCAGAGUUGCUCACGUCUUGCGAAACAUCGCGUCCUCGCUCCAAGAUCAGACAGAGGAGGCACUCAGACCCUUCUUGGACAGGAUCGAUAUUACCUCUGUAGAUGUUGCCAAGAGAAUUUUCAAUGGAGUCAUGGAAGAAAAGUUUGCCGACGGAAAUACUAACUGGGGACGAAUUACGACCAUAUUUACUUUUGGAGGUCUUCUCACCAAGAAGCUUCAGGAACAUGGAGUUCAGCUCACUGGAGAGGAGAAGGAGCAGAUUUCUUAUUUCAUCACAGAGUACAUCAUAAAUAACAAAGCCGCAUGGAUAGAUGCAAAUGGUGGCUGGGAAAACGGUUUCCUAACAAAGUUUGAAAGAAGAUCACCACUAUCUUUCUCUACAAUUACAGACAUGUUUGCAGCUGUUUUUUCCUUGUUCAGAGAGUACUACUGAAAUAAAUGGACCUGCUUGCUGCAACAAGCUUCAUUGCUAAGUUUUCCUCCAAGCAGUAUCAACUAGAAAAUAACUUCCCUGCAUAAUUUGUUUUUAAUUUAUUUCUAUUUAUUUUGACUAAUGCAAUGUCUAACACACUCUCCUAAUUGUCAAACCUAAAGAAAAGAUGCUUCUAAAGAGGAAUCAACGCUGCAUGUGCAGCAGUGCAAGCCAACCUUUCCAGGCACAACUGCUUCGAGAGAGAGAGAGUCCUUUGCAUCCACACAGCUCUUGGAAUUUCUGUUGCACCUCCAAUGAAAGGACAUUGUCUUACUGAAAUACAAUCCAAUGGGUUAGGAAACAAGUUUUAAUCUCAUUUGUUUUGUAAAUGAAAUACUACUGUAGUGCAUUUUUAUUGCAACAUUUGUAUAAGCAAAAGGGGGGGGGGGGAUUUCUGUGGAGAAAAAGGAGAUGCAAAUUGCAGUGUAAAAGUGGGUACAAGUUACUGAUCCAGACAAAGCAAUCUUAAUGGGAAGAACAACUUGUGGAAGCUAGCAAUUUAAAAAUGUGCACUCACUUACUGUUAAUGCAAUGGUAUGUGUUUCUUUGUUCUAUUUUUAAUUGCUCAUAUCUACACUGACUGUUCUUUCAAAAUUUUGUAAUGCAGUCACCUGGCUGGACUUUUUAAAACUAAAUUUUUUAAAGAGAGAAGUACAAAUUGUUGUAAUUUGGUACAGUGUAGCUACACUAAUAUUUUAGGGGAAAAAAUUAAAAUAUGCAUUUUCAAAUCUU
Centrocercus urophasianus (Greater sage-grouse) is the source of this 1403-nucleotide messenger RNA. RefSeq names its product BCL2 related protein A1 (gene BCL2A1). Gene Ontology annotation, biological process: intrinsic apoptotic signaling pathway in response to DNA damage; extrinsic apoptotic signaling pathway in absence of ligand; negative regulation of apoptotic process. Bases 108 to 632 code for a protein of 174 amino acids. The record is from RefSeq and is a predicted model, not a curated record. Gene Ontology annotation, molecular function: protein homodimerization activity; channel activity; protein heterodimerization activity. Lineage: Eukaryota; Metazoa; Chordata; Aves; Galliformes; Phasianidae. The transcript is spliced from 2 exons. Gene Ontology annotation, cellular component: mitochondrial outer membrane.